AUGUAUUUCAGCAGGAUAGUUAGAAGAAUAAAAAAAGAAAGGGCCCAGCUUAGAAUACUUGUGCUCGGCCUGGACAAUGCAGGAAAGACAACUGUUCUACAUAAGAUCCUCUCCAAACCAAUAGAAGAUGUGCGCCCGACCUUUGGAUACAAGAUCUAUGACGUUAGCUAUAAAACGGUUAAUCUUGUAAUCCUCGACAUAGGAGGGCAGUCUAUGUUUAUAGAAUACUGGUCGAGCUACUAUGAGGAUGUUGACGGCGUUGUAUUUGUGUUUGAUUCGAGUGAUAGCAGGUCGUUUAUUGAACACAUAGGGCACAUAAGAUCCACUCUACCCAGCACGCCUAUGCUGAUACUGGCAAACAAGUCGGACCUCAAUCCUAUGUUUGAUCCUAACCAGUUUGGAAAAGAUUUCAGCGAACUUCUUGAGAAGGAAGAUGUAAGGCUCAUUAAGUGCUGUGGGAUAAGGGGAGACGGAUUAGAAUCAGGGUUUGAUUGGAUGGUAGGCAAAGCAACGGAAAAGCUUGUAUUAGAUGAGGAAGUAAAGAAGAGGAUGUAG
Encephalitozoon hellem ATCC 50504 is the source of this 555-nucleotide messenger RNA. RefSeq names its product ADP-ribosylation factor-like GTPase. The coding region runs from base 1 to 555 and encodes 184 amino acids. Gene Ontology annotation, biological process: protein folding. Gene Ontology annotation, molecular function: GTPase activity; GTP binding. The transcript has a single exon. Gene Ontology annotation, cellular component: cytoplasm; microtubule cytoskeleton. The record is from RefSeq and is a predicted model, not a curated record. NCBI's taxonomy places the organism in Eukaryota, Fungi, Microsporidia, Unikaryonidae.